ACAGCGGGCAUCGAGUCAACUGGCGGAACAGCGGGCACCGAGUCGUCUGGCAAGACUGCGGGCACCGAGUCGUCUGGCAAGACUGCGGGCACCGAGUCGUCUGGCAAGACUGCGGGCACCGAGUCAACUGGCGGAACAGCGGGCACCGAGUCGUCUGGCAAGACUGCGGGCACCGAGUCGUCUGGCAAGACUGCAGGCACCGAGUCGUCUGGCAUUGGAUCGUCUGGCUCGACAGCGGGCAUCGGGUCACCAGGCAUCAGGUCAUUUGGCUCGCCAGCGGGCACCGCGUCAUCUGGCAAGGCAGUGGGCACCGAGUCACCAGGUACGACAGCGGGCUCUGAGUCAAUUGGCAUGACAGCGGGCACCGGAUCAGGUACCGGAUUAUCUGGAUCAACAGCGGGCAUCGAGUCAACUGGC
Messenger RNA from Staurois parvus, 417 nucleotides. NCBI's taxonomy places the organism in Eukaryota, Metazoa, Chordata, Amphibia, Anura, Ranidae. The record is from the annotation of a GenBank genome assembly.